Messenger RNA from Strongylocentrotus purpuratus (purple sea urchin), 3557 nucleotides. Its product is annotated as deleted in malignant brain tumors 1 protein. Bases 455 to 3307 code for a protein of 950 amino acids. NCBI's taxonomy places the organism in Eukaryota, Metazoa, Echinodermata, Echinoidea, Camarodonta, Strongylocentrotidae. Gene Ontology annotation, cellular component: membrane. The transcript is spliced from 9 exons. The record is from RefSeq and is a predicted model, not a curated record.
UUUCGCAUGCUACACACACCUGUGUCUCUACUGUACCCAUGAACUGUCAGAAUUAGAUUUUGCCGUAUAUUUAAUAGCUCCUUCAUUCAUUCAACAUUGGAUCAAUAUUCCUGGAAUCUAAUCCACAUCAAGGAUAACCUAACAAAGUAUUCAAUAGAUUGUUCAUCAACUGCCAUCAUGAAUUGCAGGACAUAUAACUAGAAGAAAUCUAUAUUUCUUCGCCUUGCAUACCAAGCGUAAAGUGCCAUCGAUCGGCGGGUAUGCAUCCCAUGCCUUCAUGGGAGAGCGUCGGCCUGCUGUUCCAUGAGAAUCCCGCAUUCUUUAACGUUGAGAUCAUGUAUUUGCGAUAGAGUUCUGUGGAGCCGCUCUUGCUGGACCCAGUCGCUGGUAGCACAACCAGCAACGAAACAUUUGGCAGCUUUAUUUUAUCUGGAAUGACUGGAGAGAAGCUAAAAUGAGAAGAGAAAAUAUUGUGUUAAGCAAGGAGAUAUUGUUCCUUCUUCUUCAUGUCAUUAUGACAACUGUCAUCUCGCAGGAAAUUCGACUUGUAGGUGGUGAGUUUGAUGCCGAAGGGAGAGUGGAGAUCUUUCACUCUGAUGCUUGGGGUACCGUAUGUGAUGAUGACUUCGGUAUCGAGGAAGCGAACGUGGCAUGCCGUCAGCUAGGUUACGUGGGCGCCAUCGACUUCUUUCCUAAAGCUUUCUUUGGGGCAGGGAUGGGGAACAUCUGGCUUGAUGAGGUGCGCUGCAACGGUAACGAGGAGAGUUUGGCAUCUUGCGGUAAUAGAGGAUGGAGGAUACAUAACUGUGUACAUAGUGAGGAUGUGGGUGUCUCCUGCUAUUCAAGUGACCAGUACAAGGUACGAUUAGUUGGUGGUUCAACGGACUACGAAGGCCGGGUUGAGAUCAACUAUAAGGGAGCUUGGGGGUCUAUCUGUGAUGAUUCCUGGGACAUUAGUGAGGCUACAGUAGUGUGCAAGCAGCUAGGAUACACGGGGGCGCUCCAGGCAGUAGGGGAUGCGGUCUUUGGAACAGGGGACGGUGUUAUCAUGUUAGAUGAUGUGAACUGUGAAGGGAAUGAAGGUACAUUGGAUAUGUGCUCACAUCGGGGAUGGUUCGUACAUGACUGCACUAUGGCUGAGGUAGCAGGUGUCAAGUGUGAUAUUGAAGACCAUAUCGUCAGACUUGUCGAUGGUGGAGCCCAGAACCAGGGUCGUGUAGAGGUCAUCUUCAACGGAACUUGGGCCACCAUCUGUAACGAGCAGUGGGACAUCCAGGAUGCUAACGUGAUCUGCCGUCAGCUAGGGUACAUCGGUGCUACAGAGGCAGCUAUGAAUGGAGAAUACGAGCCAGGCUCUGGUAUUGUUGCUCUGAGUGAGGUCCGAUGCGAGGGGUGGGAGCAUGAGCUUAAUGAUUGUUAUCAUGGUCUGUGGGGUACGUCAGGAAGCACCUGUACGCAUGACAUGGAUGCUGGGGUCAUGUGUGCUAACCAAACCAAAUUUGAUAUUCGCCUUGUUGGAGAAGAUGUGGAAUCAAUAGGGCGAGUAGAAGUAUUCUAUGAUGGCGCUUGGGGUACAGUGUGUGAUGAUCUAUGGGACUUAGCAGACGCAAGGGUUGUUUGUAGACAGCUUGGUUACAGGGAUGCCUUGGAAGCAACGGUCUCAGCUGCACAUGGUCCUGGGAAUGGACGUUUUAUCCUUGAUAAUGUCCAGUGUAUGGGAACAGAGUUGAACCUAACUGAUUGUCUUCAUGAUGGCUUCAUGAUGCAUAAUUGCCAAACCAAUGAAGACGCAGGAGUCAUAUGCCAGACUGCAGAUAACUCAUACACCAUACGUCUUGUCGAUGGCAACGUAGCUUCAGAAGGUCGUGUAGAGGUCGUCUACAACGAUGAAUGGGGAACAAUAUGUGAUGAUGAUUGGGACAUAGAUGAUGCUAGGGUGAUCUGCAGACAGCUUGGUUACACCAACGCUGAGAAGGCCACACUGGAGGCUAGCUUUGGGGGAGGCUCUGGUGUGAUAUGGUUGGACGAUGUUAUGUGUGACGGGACCGAGCCGUCUAUCUUCACCUGUCCCAGUAGCGAGUGGGGAGACCAUAAUUGUGAACAUACGGAAGAUGCAGGUGUGAUCUGCACAGAUGAUGGUUCUUCUCAGAUCCGUCUGGUGGAUGGCAGUGAUUCGCGUGGAGGUCGUCUAGAGAUCUACUUUGAGGGUUCAUGGGGAACGGUGUGUGAUGACUCCUGGGAUGAAGUCGAUGCCGAGGUAGCAUGUCAGGAGCUUGGCUUCGUAGGAGUGGAAGACCACAAGGCCACCUAUCCAACGGGUGAAGAGCGGAUCUGGUUAGAUGAUGUUCAUUGUGAAGGUGGUGAGAGCUCUAUCAGGUACUGCAGUCAUAACGGUUGGGGAGAGCAUAACUGUGCCCACACAGAGGAUGUAGGCAUCGUUUGCAGAAGAGGUGGUACAGUGAGCGGUCUAUCUAAAGGAGCCAUAGUUUCCAUAGCAACAGGAUGUAUUGCAAUAUUUGUUAUUGUCAUGGUGACAGUGACCUGUUUCUACAGCAGGAGGACCCGUAAGCCAGAGACCACCGAGCCUCGGCGUUCAGGAUCACAAUGGAACUCACCACCACCAUCCAGUCCCAGACCACCGCAGGUGUAUUCCAUCAAUCAGAAUGUGUUCUAUAACAGCUAUGGUCAAACUAUGCAUGUCAACUCCUCUCCUCCUCCUCGUUCUCCUCUGGGACCGCCCAAUGCGUACCCUCCAGCACCGUCCAAUGCGUACCCUCCAACACCGUCCAAUGCGUACCCUCCAGCACCGUUCCCUAUGCCAUCAGAACCACCACCUGAUUAUGAAAUGAUCUCAAGCUAUACCCCUCAAUCUAUCUUCCAGGGAAAUCUAGUCAGGGAACCACACUCAAUAAAUCUUGCAGCAGCAGCAGGUCCUUCAUCAUCCUCAUCAGAGUUUGCCCGCACCCCUGCCACACCCAUCUCUCCCGGUCCUUCACAACCAGAGGGGUACCUCUCUUCCCCUUUUCCAGACCUGGUAUCUGUAGGUUUUAAUCUACCAUCUGAACCUCCUAGUUAUUCAGCAGCAUCUCAGAGCAGUAGCAUCCCUCCCUCAAGGGAUGCCGCUCCAGGAUACUCUAGAGACGAUGGUGCAUCUACCAGUAAUCAAAGGACACAGAAUUCCAGAAAUAGCCAUGCCCCUAGUGGAAGGGAUCCUCCACCCUUCCAUACAGAUGACAAUGCUUAUUCAAAUGCAGCCUUUUCAGGAGAUACAGCUGAAGGUAAAGACAAUGUAUCCAUGGAGAUAUAAAGAUGAAUUCUGAGAAAACUAUUACUGGAAUCUUAAAUGCAGGAUGGUAGAAAUUAGAUGUACCCCACCAAGAUUUUGUAUUCCAAGCAUUACCAAUAUUUGUAUUACAGUAGGUAUAUUCCUUGUCUUCCAGUGUCAAUAUGCCAGUUGGUUUUAGAGUUAUUUUUGCACAUGUUUUCUGACAACCUUUUACUUAUUUAUCAAAAUGUAUAGCACAAAAAAAAAUGGAUACCUGGUGGUCUAUUAACCC